Molecule: messenger RNA, 1610 nt
Organism: Phascolarctos cinereus (koala)
Lineage: Eukaryota; Metazoa; Chordata; Mammalia; Diprotodontia; Phascolarctidae
Source: RefSeq, a predicted model, not a curated record
CUGAGAAAAGAGAGCCAAGGUGAUCACUUAGUGAGCCUAGAAAAUCCCUUAAAGCCAGCCUGGGUCCCACAGACAAAUGGGACCCUGGAGCUGGUAGCAGCAUCAGCCAAGUACAGUGAAGGCCCAGGAGUGGAUUGAUUCACAUGCCCUGGAAGAAGCCAGUCCAGCUGAGCAAAGGAGCCACUCACUCAUCCCUGCCAUCACACCCUGAAGCUAACUUGGUAGGCAGUCCUCAAAGGGAGAAAAGGAUUCUCCAGGUUGGGAGUCACAAGCGGCGUCCUCAAACUGUAUCACACUCUAGUGGGAACAGAAAUCUGGAAGAAUGUGAAGGGGACAUUCGGAGGAAGGCUGGGGAAAAAAACAAACAAAAGGGUCAAUUCCAACUCGGACAAAGGGAGCUUCUACUACAAGUGGAAAGGAGAAAAUACUUUGGGAAGGAGCCUGGUCUCCUUGCCAAGCUCCACGCUCACCCCUCAAUAUUGACAAUGCAGUUAGUACUUCCCGUAACCUAGAGACCAGAGAAUGCUGCCUCGCUCCGUGAAGGAGGGGAAACGUGGAAGUCUCUUGCUUUCCCAGGGUCUUCACCUUACUCCAAACCUCAAACUGGGCUGGCUGAAUAUUUUACCAGCUGCGGCUCCAAGUCCCUUGAUUCCACGGACCCCAUGAAGUGAUGGAGCCCAAUGGGUCAGUCAUUGUGGAGGGGGCGAAGGAGAAUGGUGCUAACAGCGAUGGCAGUCCGGGGCCUGAGGAACAUGGCCCUAGUGCAAUAGAUGUCAAUCCACUUCCUCUUCCUUUGUCUGCUGCUGAAUGUGAUGCUUGUGCCCACUGUCUUCAGUAUCACCUCAAAAGAGAUGCUUCUACUGGAGCUCACUGCCUCCGGAUCAGUCCCAGCACAAAAUCAGAUCAGAACCCUUUCUGCUCCUGUUGUAAUCAUCCUCCUGGGGAUGACGAGCUGCAGCCCUGCCCAUCACCUUCCAAGCAAGCCAUUGAUGAUGCUCUGGUAACAAAAGUGAGAGAGAAUGAAUAUCCAGAGGAAAUCAUUCUGCUUGAUCAAAAGGAUGCAGAAUGGAGUUUUUAUCCAAGACAUGGGCAUCUUCAUACCUAUCAUAAGGGGAAAAAGUGUUAUUUCAAUGGAGUCUUUCGUGCUUACCAGAGAUGUUCAACAGAGAUAACAUUGGACAAAUGCUUUGGGAGAAAAAAAUAUGACCUUGAUCUCAGGAAUGGACUCCCAGAACUGAUGCCAGGGGACAAGACAUAUUUCCGUCCUGAGCAAUGUCCAGACUUUUAUAAACAUGGAGCCACUGUACCACCCGUGAAUUUUUCAAGAGUUCCAUAUGUAAAGAAAGUAGAUACAUUUAUUCCUCUGGAACCUCUGCCAAAAGAAUAUCACUUGCCUUUUUCUGAGAGGGAGAAGAAAAAGCAACAAAUGAAUGAAAUAAUGGAAGUCAAAGAACUGGAUGAUUGGAAGCCAGCAGUUCCCCUGCUGGUUUGGCUGUUCCCUCCUGUGGCACCGGCCAAACCUUUAAAAGUGGUAACAAUUUGAGAAGCAUUGGACCCCGUAAGGAUAAAGCGUGUUGGGAGGUUAUGUAAAUAAAAUGGCAGACUAUGCU